CCACGGUUUAUUCAGCAUUCUUUUUUCUCUCCGCACCUGAAUCAGCCAUUCGUAGCCGUCAGGAGAGGGCUGUUUCGGGGGGGAGGUAUAGUUGCAGCGCACAGUGUCCCACAUUAAGCCAGCCCGCGAGUGGCCCGCCGUUGUACUGCUACCGAGAGAAGUGAGAAGUAUAAACUAUCUGUUGCGCACAUAGUGUCACUUCACUAACCCAAUGGACAAGGAGCAAGAAGCUGCAAUGGCUCACCUCGACUACGCUACUGGAGAGAUGUCCAGAAGCGCAACUUUGACGCGCGAUCUCCUGCCGCCACCGGCCUACAAGCGGCCCAUGUCAGACAAGCUGAAAAUGAGCGUGGUCCUCGCCAGCGCACUGGUCGCCAUCAGCGUCGUUAUCGGGAUUGUAAUUGUGCUCAGUGUUCACAUCAGGAGCCAGAACUGUGCAUGUCAAGAUGGUAACAAACUAGAAGCUGUUGACCUACCUGCUCUGGGAAGCAACACCGUUCCAUCCAAGAUCCCAAUUCCCAUGAAACUGCAAAUGGACCCUUUGGCUGGGCAAAUGCUAAGGAAGAACCAACGGGCCCAAGUGAGUUGCGUAGUUGAGAAGAAACGUGCCAGCGAAGUUAUUGCACACGAACCAAAAAUGAUCAUGACACCUUUCGGCAAUAUGACGUCUGAACCCCGCAUGGUGCAUCUUUCUGGUGAGAGGAUGAUCUUUUCUUGUCUAACAGGACCUCGAGAUGAGACUUCGAAAAACAUUCGAGGCAUCAGUCGCAACAAGCGUGGUAUCGCAUCCGAAGAAAAAGACUGUGCAUGCGACUGUAAUUGUUGAAUGAAGCAGAUAGAAAAACAGUGGUGUCGGGAAAGGAUCACGACAGAUGUUGCAAAUAAAAAAUCAAGUAGUGUGUUACAGA
Ornithodoros turicata is the source of this 908-nucleotide messenger RNA. RefSeq lists its product as uncharacterized. Lineage: Eukaryota; Metazoa; Arthropoda; Arachnida; Ixodida; Argasidae. The record is from RefSeq and is a predicted model, not a curated record. The transcript is spliced from 6 exons. The coding region runs from base 212 to 826 and encodes 204 amino acids.